Molecule: messenger RNA, 1455 nt
Organism: Triticum aestivum (bread wheat)
Lineage: Eukaryota; Viridiplantae; Streptophyta; Magnoliopsida; Poales; Poaceae
Product: ent-kaurenoic acid oxidase 1-like
Exons: 7
Coding region: 1-1455 (484 amino acids)
Biological process (GO): brassinosteroid homeostasis; brassinosteroid biosynthetic process; multicellular organism development
Molecular function (GO): oxidoreductase activity, acting on paired donors, with incorporation or reduction of molecular oxygen; heme binding; iron ion binding
Source: RefSeq, a predicted model, not a curated record
AUGGAAGGAGCUGUGGGUGUGUGGGCAUGGUGGCUGGGCCUCCUGUUCGGCGCUGUCCCGCUGCUCUGCCUCACCGUCUGGCACUCCACCGACGCGUGGCACUGCGCCGCCUUCGCUCUCAAACACGGCGGCCGUGGUAGCAAUGGCAUCCGGCGGCGCCUCCCGCCGGGCCACAUGGGGGUCCUCUUUCUUGGCGAGACGCUCUCGCUGCUCUGGUACUUCAAGCUGGCCCGCCGCCCGGACGACUUCAUCGGCGCCAAGAAGAGCGCAUACGGCAGCGGGGCGGGGAUCAUCGUCGCCUGCUCGCCGGCCGCGAACAAGUUCGUGCUCCAGUCAGCCGAAAGCUUCGGCAUCAGGUGGCCGGUGCCGGAGCUCGUCGGCAUCACGUCGGUGGUGACGUUUGCCAACAUCUGCAAGAUGUUCAUAAGCAUGGAGCCAUCGCCUUUGACAGACAAGAUCGAUCAGUGGUUCGGCGACUUGCUUUAUGGUCUGAGGGCAUACCCCUUUGAUUUUCCAGGGACAGCAUCUCACGGUGCUCGAAAGAGUCGCCGGAAGCUAGACGCGAUCUUCCGAGAGGAUCUGGAGGCAAGGAAGAAGGUGGACAAGCAAUGUGAUGAUCUAAUGGGCGGUCUGAUGCAGAUGAAGGACGAGCAUGGAAAGAAGUUGAGUAAUGAGGAGGUAGUGGAUAACAUUGUUUCCCUUGUCAUCGCCGGCUACGAGUCCACUACCAUCGCCAUCAUGUGGGCUGUCUACCACCUCGCAAAAUCCCCUAUCGUCCUUGCCAAGCUCCGAGAGGAGAAUAUAGCGAUGAGCAAAAGCAAAGGUGGGUCGACGUCGACAACUUUGAUGAUCACCCACACCGACAUCCCAAAGAUGAAGUACACAGCCAAGGUGGUGGAAGAGACAAUCCGGAUGGCCAACAUUGCCCCCAUGGUCCACCGUGUGGCGAACAGGGACGUGGAGUACCGCGGCUACACCAUACCAAAGGGGUGGGCUGUGCUGGUGUGGUUGAGAUCCUUGCACACUGAUCCCAAUUACUACGAGGAUCCCCUCUCCUUCAAUCCUAACAGAUGGGAUGAACCGGCUAAGGCAGGAACAUACCAGGUGUUUGGAGGUGGCCCUAGGAUCUGCGCAGGCAACAUGCUGGCCAGGCUACAGAUCACCAUCAUCCUGCAUCAUCUCUGCGUCGGCUACGAAUGGGAGUUGCUCAAUCCUGAUGCGGAGAUCAAUUACCUUCCACACCCAAGGCCAGUGGAUGGUGCAGCCAUGGCCUUUCAAUUUAUCCCUAGAAUGGGGGAAUCCUCCGUGAUCAUUGCACAUCCUUUGUGCAUAGAGCUCCCAUCGCAAGGCAUCUCUAAGCUCUCUCUUGAAACCACAACUGCCAUUUGGGGCGUAGUGGCAAGUAUUGCAAAGAAAAACUCUUUCUUUGUUUUAGUAGCACAAAAGAAGUGCUAA